AUGAAUGGCCAUUCGGGAGCUAUGUCGCCUGUCUCCAUCGAUGGCAGCGACUGGUCCGGCAUCGCCCAGUAUCAGAAAUCGGACGUCCCCUUCUCCCCGACAUUCUCCUCACGAGGCAACCUGGCGACUCCUCCCACCUCCGGCAUCCCCAGCGCUCCCUUGAGCCCGAAUAAUAGCCUACCACCGCCCAGCAGCGGCAAUCCUUCCCCGCCCAGUUCGGUCGCCGCCCGGUCCAGUGUGGGAACACUGGGCGGCGCUCCGUCUGGCCCUCCCGGGGCCGCCGGUGCGCCAGGUGCGCCCGGCAAGGAUGCUCCUCGCGCUGGGGUCAAACUCACCCGGCAGAUGGAGGAAAUCCUGUUCCGCCACUUUUUCACUUUCAAGAGAUUCCUCGAUGCCACCCACCGCGACGAGGAGCAGCAACGCAACGACGAGCAGAAAAUCGCGAAUAACCGUAAAGCCCAAGCCAAGCUUCUUCAGCUCUCAGCUAUUCAGUUCUAUGAACUCAGUACCGAUGUCUACGAUGAGCUCAUCCGUCGCCAGCAGUCCAUGCCCCCGCCGGGUCGGCCUCCUCGCCUGGACGCUUCUCCCUUCCUCCCGCCUCGAAAGGACUUCCACGAGAAGCGUAACCACGCCCGCCAGCGGCUGUCGAAGCUACAGCACAAAAAAUUUCGUAAUCUGGCGAACGACGUCUUCUGCGAGCUCGAUCGGCGUUUCCCCACCUUCUCCGAUCGCCCACCACCAGCGAUGCCUCCACCCGGCGCCAGACGGUCACAAUCGCGUGGCCCUCCUAGUCGUAUGGGUCGAGGCUAUCCGUCAGGUGGUCCUCCAGGUAGUCCGUACCCUCCUGGGAGCCCAUUCCCGCCACGCCAGGGCUCUCUUGGUGGUCCACCGCCGGGAAUGAAUGGGGAUGGGCCCUUUCCCCGAGCUUUCCAGAGUAAUACCAUGGUCCCCAAUAAAAGCACGAUGGUGGAAGAUAGUGAUGAUAUGGGCGGAGAGGAGGACGAUGACGCCCGCAGUGAUGCGUUUGCGCUGGAUGCUGUUCUUAGCCGCCGAGGCACAACCAUGACUCUUGGCGAUAACGAACGAAGAAUGCUUGUGGACAGCCAGUCCCAGGUCUCCACUUUGCAAGAAAAGGUUGAAAAACUGGAAGAGCAAAUUCGUCAAAAGGACGAGGAGCUGGCUCGAUCCUUGGAUGCCGACCAAUCGGCGAUCAGCCAGAGUGAGCGCCAGGAGUGGGAUGAUCUCCGCCAGGAUCUGGAGAGCAAGGUGAACAAAGCGGAAGAUCUAAACGCUUCGCUUCAGCUUGAGCUUGAUAGAGUCCGAGCGGAACAUGACAGCAUGGAGCGUGAUCUGCGCAAUCAGCUUGAGAACGCUAGCCUGGGUGCAGCCGACGCAGAGCUGGAGGCUCGCUAUGCGGACUUGGAGAGCAAGCACCAGAACCUGCAGGUGGAGUUACAAAACCAGCAACAUAUCACCGAGGAUGUUCGGCGCGAGACAUCCAAAUUCUUGAUGGAGAUGAAAACCCUGACGGCACAGAGCCAUUCCAAUUGGGAACGGGAAGAGCAGCUAUCAAAUGAUGUGCAUCGACUGGAGAAUGAGGUCAAUGAUUGGAAGCACCGCUAUGCCAAAGCCAAAUCCCAACAGCGGCACUUGCGCGCGUCUUCGGGCGGUAUUGCGGAUCACCAGCCUGACGUCAAUUUGGUUGCGAGAGAACAUGAGCUUGUGCAGGCCGACGGUGUGGUCAAAGACCUUCAUGUCACCAAAUUCCAGAUGGCAAUUGACGAGCUUCUCCGUAUUGCCCGCUCCGAGAACUCCCAGCAGGUGCUGCAGCAUAUAAAACCUGUCAUUGUAUCCGUUCGCCGUAUGAUCCAGGACGUGGACCAAGCUCCGCCUCCAGUCGAUGGCACGGCUACUCUGCGGUUGAAGGCCAAGGGCCGUGUGUCUGCCACUGCCAACAACACGAUCACCGCAGUUCGCAAUUUCGCCAGUUCCAGCGGUCUUUCACCGGUCUCGUUGCUGGAUGCCGCUGCCUCCCAUCUCUGCAUUGCUGUUGUGGAGCUCAUCCGUGUUGUCAAGAUCCAGCCCUCGCCCGCAGAUGAGGAUGACUAUGAGAUAGACAUGUCUCAGGAGAAGUUCCCUGACUAUCUCAGCACGACUGCUAGUCAACAGCGGCUCAGUACCCAUUCCCAGUAUAGUAUUUUAAGUCCACCGGACCCGGACCACCCUGCCUUGCAGAAUGGUCUGCAAAAUGGCGGUGGCUAUGGUUACGGAGCUCCCCAGGGAGACCAUGAACUCCAGGAACUUAAGCUGUAUGUUGAGGAUCAGACCGAUAAUAUGGUCCAGUCGAUUCAGGCACUGGUCGCCAGCAUCCGUGCCGAGCAUGACAUGCACACCGUCCAGACCUAUGUUUCCGCAAUCGACGACAUCGUCGUCAAUGUGGUCUCUUCCACACAACACCUCAUGCACGAGCGGAGCGGAGAUGUCGCUCUGCGAGAACGCUCUGAGCCCAUUGUCCACAUCCUGGACGAAUGUCGCGGCCGCCUGAUGAACACCGCUGCCGAGGGCCAUGACGGACUUGCACCCGACCAGCUCCGCGAAGUCACCAACCAACUGCCUCCGAUUGCAUUUGAAAUUGCCCGCCAGACCAAAGAGCUCGGGCAGCGCCUGGAGUCCCUGGCGCACCCCGACGAGGACGACUUCCGGUGA
This is a messenger RNA of Penicillium macrosclerotiorum, 2706 nucleotides long. RefSeq names its product putative cell polarity protein. The record is from RefSeq and is a predicted model, not a curated record. NCBI's taxonomy places the organism in Eukaryota, Fungi, Ascomycota, Eurotiomycetes, Eurotiales, Aspergillaceae. Gene Ontology annotation, molecular function: MAP kinase scaffold activity. Gene Ontology annotation, cellular component: cell cortex of growing cell tip; actomyosin contractile ring. The transcript is spliced from 2 exons. The coding region runs from base 1 to 2706 and encodes 901 amino acids.